GUGGUUGAUAGAGAAGGCUUUUGGGUGAGGAACCGAUACAGAAGAGCCUGGGAUUUUGUGACCCUUGCACCAAGAAAAAGCUCUCAAAGAAACACUCGGCAGGGAGGCUUCCGAUCCCCUGACGGCGUGGCAUCUGGCCCCACAGAACCAGGCUAACUUUGCAUGUGGACCUCGGGCGGCGCGGGCCCUGUUGGCGUCACCAUGAGUAGCACCCUCUCCCCCACCGACUACGACAGCCUGGAGAUCCAGCAGCAGUACAACGACAUCAACAACCGCUGGGAAGUGGCCGACGAGGAAUGGGACAACGAGAACAGCUCGGCCCGGCUUUUCGAGCGCUCCCGCAUCAAGGCCCUGGCAGAUGAGCGGGAGGCAGUGCAGAAGAAAACCUUCACCAAAUGGGUUAACUCUCACCUGGCCCGAGUCACGUGCCGGAUCAGCGACCUGUACAGCGACUUACGAGAUGGACGGAUGCUGCUACGCCUCCUGGAAGUGCUCUCGGGGGAGCAGCUGCCCAAGCCAACCAAGGGCCGGAUGCGAAUCCACUGCCUGGAGAACGUGGACAAGGCCCUCCAGUUCUUGAAGGAGCAGCGCGUCCACUUGGAGAACAUGGGGUCGCACGACAUCGUCGACGGCAACCAUCGCCUCACACUGGGCCUCAUCUGGACCAUCAUCCUCCGUUUCCAGAUCCAGGAUAUCAGCGUGGAGACGGAAGAUAAUAAGGAGAAGAAAUCAGCAAAAGAUGCCUUACUGCUCUGGUGUCAGAUGAAAACGGCUGGAUACCCAAAUGUGAAUGUCCACAAUUUUACCACGAGUUGGAGAGACGGCCUCGCGUUCAACGCCAUUGUCCACAAACACAGGCCGGACUUGAUAGACAUCGACACGCUGAAAAGAUGCAACGCACACUACAACCUCCAAAAUGCCUUCAACAUUGCUGAAAAGGAACUAGGCUUGACAAAGCUCUUAGACCCGGAAGAUGUGAACGUGGACCAGCCAGACGAGAAGUCCAUAAUCACUUACGUAGCCACCUACUACCACUAUUUUUCGAAGAUGAAAGCCUUAGCCGUGGAAGGGAAGCGGAUCGGAAAGGUCCUGGAUCACGCGAUCGAGGCGGACAAGCUGAUAGAAAAAUAUGAGACCCUCGCCUCGGACCUCCUGCAGUGGAUUGAGCAGACGAUCUUGACGCUGUACGACCGGAAGCUGGCCAACUGCCUGAGCGGGGUGCAGAACCAGCUGCAGGCUUUUAACACUUACCGCACCGUGGAGAAACCCCCCAAGUUCACGGAAAAGGGAAAUCUCGAAGUUCUGCUUUUCACGAUCCAAAGCAAGAUGAGAGCGAAUAACCAGAAGGUUUACACGCCACGGGAGGGGAGGCUGAUCUCUGAUAUCAACAAGGGCUGGGAGCGUUUGGAGAAAGCGGAGCACGAGCGGGAGCUGGCCUUGCGCAACGAGCUGAUUCGGCAGGAGAAGCUGGAGCAGCUGGCGGCCCGGUUCGACCGCAAGGCGGCCAUGCGCGAGACCUGGCUGAGCGAGAAUCAGCGGCUCGUCUCACAGGAUAACUUUGGGUCGGAUAUCUCGGCCGUGGAGGCGGCCGUGCGGAAGCACGAGGCCAUCGAGACGGACAUCGUGGCCUACAGCGAGCGGGUGGCGGCCGUCAACGCGGUGGCGGCCGAGCUGGAAGCGGAAGGCUACCACGACCUCAAGCGGGUGGUGGCGCGGAGGAACAACGUGGCGCGGCUGUGGGAUUAUCUGCGGGAGCUGGUGGCCACGCGGCGCGAGCGCCUGAUGCUCCAUUUUGAGCUGCAGAAAGUGUUCCAGGAUCUGGUCUAUCUGAUGGACUGGCUGGAGGAGAUGAAGGGCCGGCUCCAGUCUCAGGACUUCGGGAAGCAUUUACACGGGGUGGAGGACCUGCUCCAGAUCCAUGCGCUGGUGGAGGCCGACAUCGCCAUCCAGGCCGAGCGGGUGAAGGCCAUCAGCGUGGCCGCCCAGCGCUUUGCCUCGUCCGGAGAGGGAUACAAACCCUGUGACCCCCGUUUGGUCCAAGACCGAUUGGCCACGCUGGACCGGUGCUAUCGGGAACUGGUGGCCCUGGCGGCCCAGCGGCGGGCCAAACUGGAGGAAUCGCGCCGCUUGUGGAAGUUCUUCUGGGACAUGGGCGAGGAGGAGGCCUGGAUCCGGGAGCAGAGCCGGAUCCUGUCCUCCGACGACUUCGGCAAAGACUUGACCAGCGCCCUGCGUCUCACCAGCAAGCACAACGCCUUCCGGGACGAGAUGAGCGGCCGGGCCGGCCCUCUCCAGCAGAGCAUCGCUGAAGGCCGCCAGCUGGUCGCCGAAGGCCACUUUGGGGCCGCCGAGGUGGCCGAGCGGAUCCGGGACAUCGAGGAGCAGUGGGAGCAGCUGGAGGCCCUGUCGAGCGGGCGGGAGCGGCGUCUCCUCCAGGCCUCGAACCUCUAUCAGUUCCAGGCGGACGCCAACGACAUGGAGGCCUGGUUGCUGGACGCCCUCCGCUUGGUCUCCAGCUCGGAGGUCGGCCACGACGAAUAUUCGACCCAGAGCCUCGUGAAGAAGCACAAGGACGUGGAGGAGGAGAUCCACAACCACCGCCCGGCCCUGGACGCCCUGCACGAGCAGGCGCGCAGCCUGCCGCCGGCCUUUGCCCAUUCCCCCGAGGUGGACGGGCGUUUGCCGGCGCUCGAGCAGCGCUACGAGGAGCUGGUGACCCUGGCGGAGCACCGCAAGCAGGCUCUGCAGGACGCCCUCAACCUCUAUCAGAUGUUCAGCGAGGCCGACGCCUGCGGCCUCUGGAUCGGCGAGAGGGAGUACUGGAUCGAGACCAUGGACGUGCCGGAGAAGUUGGAGGACCUGGAAGUGGUUCAGCAGAGGUUUGAGACUCUGGAGCCGGAGAUGAACAACCUGGCCUCCCGCAUCGCGGCGGUGAACGAGAUCGCCAGCCGGCUCUUGGGCACCGAUCACAGGAACAAGGAGAGCAUCCAGGCUACUCGGGAGGAGCUCAACACCAGGUGGCAGCAGUUCCAGGCCCUGGCCAGCCGGAAGAAGGAGGCCCUGACCUCGGCGCUCAGCAUCCAGAACUACUACCUGGAGUGCAAUGAGACCAAGGGCUGGAUGCGAGAGAAGACGAAGGUGAUCGAGUCGACGCAGAGCUUGGGGAACGACCUGGCCGGGGUGAUGGCGCUGCAGCGCAAGCUGGCGGGCAUGGAGCGGGACCUGGCGGCCAUUCAGGGGAAAGUCCGAGACCUGCAGGAGGAGGCGGCCCGGCUGGCGGAACAGCACCCAGAGCAGGCGGACGCCCUCCGGGACCGCCUCGCCGACAUUGACGGGACCUGGGAGGCGCUGCGGGAGACCAUGCGGCGCCGGGAGGAGUCUCUGGGCGAAGCCAGCAAGCUGCAGGGCUUCCUGCGGGACCUGGACGACUUCCAGGCGUGGCUGCUGCGGACCCAGACGGCCGUGGCCUCGGAGGACGUCCCCGCCACGCUGCCCGAGGCCGAGCGCCUCCUGAGCCAGCACGAGACCAUCCGGAACGAGGUCGAGCACUACCGGGACGACUACCGGCGCCUGCGGGCCAUGGGCGAGGAGGUGACCCGGGGCCACACGGACGCCCAGCACAUGUUCCUCCACCAGCGCCUCCAGGCCCUCGACACCGGCUGGACGGAGCUCGGCCAGAUGUGGGAGAACCGCCACCAGCUGCUCUCGAGGGCCUACGGCUUCCAGAUCUUCCUACGGGACACCAAGCAGGUGGAAGGGGUGCUGAGUAACCAGGAAUACGUUUUGACGCACACCAGCAUGCCCAGUUCCCUCCAGGCUGCGGAGGCCGCCAUCAAGAAGCACGAGGAUUUCAUGACCACUAUGGAGGCCAAUGGGGAGAGGAUCAAAGGGCUGGUAGACGCCGGGCGGAAGCUGAUCACGGAGGACGCCUUCCACGCGGACAAGGUCCGGGAGAAAGUCAACUCCAUCGACAGCCGGCACAGGAAAAACCAAGAAGCGGCGAAGGAUCUCCUGGCGCGGCUGCGGGACAAUCGCGAGCUGCAGCACUUCCUUCAAGACUGUCAAGAGCUCACCCUGUGGAUCAAUGAGAAGAUGCUGUCCGCGCAGGACAUGUCGUACGACGAAGCCCGCAACCUCCACACCAAGUGGCAGAAGCACCAGGCCUUCAUGGCCGAGCUGGCCUCCAACAAGGGCUGGCUGGACAAAAUACAGAAGGAGGGGGAACAACUGGUCGCCGAAAAGCCGGAGCUGAAACCUGUGGUGCGGGAAAAACUGGACGGCUUGCAGACCCUCUGGGAGGAACUGGAAUCCCGCACCCAGAGCAAAGCCCGGUGCCUUUUCGACGCCAACCGCGCCGAACUCUUCACCCAGAGCUGCUCGGCUUUGGAGGCCUGGCUGAGCGGCCUUGAAGCCCAGCUGCACUCGGACGACUACGGGAAAGACCUGACCAGCGUCAAUAUUUUGCUCAAGAAACAACAGAUGCUGGAGAACCAGAUGGAUGUGCGGGAGAAGGAGGUGGAGGGUCUCAAAGGCCAGGCCCUGGCCCUCAGCCCAGAGGACUCCAAUACGGUGGAGGUGGACGGCAAGCUGCGGACGGUGGAAGACAAAUUCGCCGAGCUCCGGGCCCCGCUGCGGGAGCGCUGCCAGAAGCUGCUGGCCUCGAAAGAGGAACACCAGUUCAAUCGAGACCUGGAGGACGAAAUCUUGUGGGUGAAGGAGCGCAUGCCCCUGGCGGUUUCCACCGAUCACGGGAGAGAUCUCCCCACUGUCCAACUGCUGAUCAAGAAAAAUCAGACCUUGCAGAAGGAGAUCCAGGGGCACCAGCCGCGCAUCCACGACAUUCUGGGAAGGUGGCAGAGCCUGGCGUGCAGCGGCCUGGAAGCCGACCUUCGGGGCCGCGUCGAGGCGCUGCAAGAGAUGUGGCAGGAGCUGCAGAACCAGGCGGAGGAACGCCACCGGCGGCUGGAGCGGGCCCAGAUGGCGCAGCAGCUCUACUUCGAUGUGGCCGAGGCCGAGGCCUGGAUGGGGGAACAGGAGCUGCACAUGAUCUCGGAGGAGAAGGCCAAGGAUGAGCUGAUCGCCCAGGCCAUGGUGAAGAACCAUAUGGUGAUGGAGCAGGCCCUGGAGGACUACGCCCAGACCAUUCAUCAGCUGUCCCUCCAGAGCCGGGACAUGGUGAACAACGGCCACCCCGAGAGCGAGCGGAUCAACCUCCGGCAGGGCCAGGUGGACAAACUGUACGCCAGCCUGAAGGAUCUGGCGGAGGAGCGCCGCGCCAAGCUGCAGGAGCAGCUUCGGCUUUGCCAGCUGAAGCGGGAGGUGGACGACCUGGAGCAGUGGAUCUCGGAGCGGGAGGUGGUGGCCGCUUCCCACGAGCUCGGCCAGGACUACGAGCACGUCACGAUGCUAAGGGACAAAUUCCGGGAAUUCUCACGCGAUACAAGCACCAUCGGUCAGGAGCGAGUGGACGCCGUCAACCGGCUGGCGGACGGCCUGAUCUCCGCCGGCCACUCGGGGAAAGACAGCUUGAACGAAGCCUGGGCGGACCUGCUGGAGCUGAUUGACACCCGGAGCCAGAUGCUGGCCGCCUCCUACGAGCUCCACCGCUUCUACCACGACGCCCGCGAGACCCUCAGCCAGAUCCAGAACAAGCAGAAGCAGCUGCCGGACGAGGUGGGCCGGGAUCUGAACACCGCCGAGGCCAUGCAGCGGAUGCACAGCGCUUACGAGCACGACAUUCAGGCCCUGAGCACGCAGGUGAAGCAGGUACAGGACGACGCCUCGCGGCUGCAGAAGGCCUACGCCGGCGAGAAGGCGGACGACAUCCGGCGGCACGAGCAGUCGGUGAGCGAGGCCUGGGCCGACCUGCUCAGCAGCAGCAGCGGCCGGCGGCACCUCCUCACCGACACGGUGGACAAGUUCCGCUUCUUCCGCACGGUGCGGGAUCUCCUCCUCUGGAUGGACGACGUCAACCUCCAGAUCGACGCCCAAGAGAAGCCCCGGGAUGUGUCCGCUGCCGAUCUGGUCAUCAAGAACCACCAGGGGAUCAAGGCGGAGGUGGAGGCCCGGACGGACAGCUUCAACGCCUGCAUCGCCGUGGGCAACGACCUGCUGGCGAAAGGGCACUACGCCUCCGACAAGAUUGCCGAGAAACUGACCCAGCUUCAGGACCGCCGCAAGGAGAUAAACGACAAGUGGCGGGACAAGAUGGACUGGUUACAAAUCGUCAUGGAGGUGCUGAUGUUCGGGCGGGACGCGAGCAUGGCCGAAGCCUGGCUCUCGAGCCAGGAGCCGAUCGUCCGCUCGGCCGAGCUGGGCAGCAACGUGGACGAAGUGGAGAACCUCAUCAAGCGCCACGAGGGCUUCCAGAAAUCUGCCGCCGCCUGGGAGGAGCGUUUUUCGGCGCUGGAGAAGCUCACCACGUUGGAAGAGAAUGAGUGUCGCCGGCGGGCGCAGGAGGAAGCAAGGAAAAAGCGCCCCCCGACACCACCGGUGGCAGACCUCCCCUCCACGGCUCCACAGCCUGACUCCGCUCACGACGGCAGAAGUCCUGGAGAGCAAGAAACGGCGCUGGAAAUGCCGUCUCUGAAUGGAAUCGACCUCGAGUCUGAAUCUCCUCAGAUUUCAGAGACGUCCACAACGGUCAAUGGGUCGCGGCUCGAUUCCGUGUCGAAGGGGAAGGAGCCCAGCCCAGUCCCCUCGCCGAAGCCACGUUCCAAACUGCCGGCCCUCAGCCCCGAUCCCACCCAGUCCGCCACCCUGCCCCUGAGGACGCCGGACCCCUCCACCCCGACGGAGCAGAUGGAAGGGGUGCUGUGCCGGAAGCAGGAAAUGGAAUCGCACGGCAAAAAGGCAGCUAACAGGUCCUGGCAGAACAUCUACUGCGUGGUUCGAAAGGGCACCCUUGGCUUCUACAAGGACAGUAAGAACGCCAGCAAUGGCAUUCCCUACCAUGGGGAAGCGCCGGUCAGCUUGCAGGGAGCCCAGUGCAACGUCGCUCUGGACUACAAGAAGCGCAAACAUGUCUUUAAGCUCGGGUUAACGGAUGGGAAAGAAUAUUUAUUCCAGGCCAAAGAUGAGGCCGAGAUGAGCAGCUGGAUGCGUGUCGUCAACGCCACGGCUGCCUCUGUCCCGACCCCGCACGGCCCCGCGGAGGAGCAGCUGAUCGGCAAAGGAAUGACGCGGGCCCUCAGCAUGCCCCCCGUCUCCCCCAACAGCGGCUCCGAGGGGCCCGUCGCUCUGCGCAGCAAAGACACCACCAAGGAGAAAGACCGCGAGAAACGCUUUAGUUUUUUCAAAAAGAACAAAUAGGGGCCACCCGCCGGGGGGGAAACAGGGGGGCGAGGUGGGGCUAAACCGCGGCGGAAGAAAACGGUCCAGAUUCGGCUGAACAUCAGGGCA
Pogona vitticeps (central bearded dragon) is the source of this 7401-nucleotide messenger RNA. The record is from RefSeq and is a predicted model, not a curated record. NCBI's taxonomy places the organism in Eukaryota, Metazoa, Chordata, Lepidosauria, Squamata, Agamidae.